AUGGCGAGGCGCACUCUCUUAGAUGAUAUUAAAACUUUCGGGUAUGCGUUUCGUACUGCUUUUAUGAUUCCUAUAGCGUUCAUUUUAAUGAUUCUUUUGCUAAUUUUAGACAAUGAUCCACCAAGUUUACCAUUACCUGACGGUUCUGGCAUUGUCGAUUGCUCAAACAUUAAAGUUACUAAGUUAUAUGCAGAACUUAACCGCUUAAAAGUCGAAUUGCACGUUGAUGAUUUCAUUCAGUACCCAAAACAGCUUGCACUCUCAAUGAUUAAAUUGCGAGCCGAUAUGGAUGGAAUCAUAUUUGAUUAUCCGAUCAAAAACUUCUGGGAUAUCAAAAGCGAUCUUGAAAAUAUUUCAUUUUGUGCACUUCAAACAGUCGCUGGAAAAAUAAACACGUCAUUACUUUGUGACGGUAGAUCGAUUAGAUCUGAAAAUGUUGUUGUUGAAUCAAUUGAUAUCUUUCCAGUUGGAUGGUCAAGAUUAACCUUCCAGCCAAGGACAACAGGCAUAUUUUACUCAAUAUUUUUCUUCAAUGAUACUAUUCUCUUCUCGAUGCAGCCUCCAGGACGCUUAGAUAACCUCAGGAUUUCACCAGAUUACGUUAUGAAAAUGGGCAAAGACCACAAUGCAGCGGAACAAAUUCGUGCUAAGUAUGGCGGUCAAAUGAUACCGAAACAUGCAAUUUUGGUUGCAGCAGAUUCGAAUACAACAUUUAAUUUAAUGAUUGACGUUUUAUAUCCAUUUACAAUUACUUACAAAGACAUAAACUAUCAAAACGCAUACGUUUACCUUCCAAGCCAACGGUUUAAUCACACUUAUUUGUUCAAAAACGUUCCAGGAGUGACAACAUUACGUAACGGCUCAUAUUUAUUCGAAGAAUUGAGAAUUCCACGUUCAUCAGCAUCUACAUUUACUCAAUCCAAAGAAGAUAAAAAUAUUUCGAUUGGAUAUUACGCAGAACAGCUUCAAUUCCUAGCAGCCAAUCAUGUAGAUUUCGAAACCAUGAGGAAAUGGUAUACAAACGCCACUAAAAAGCCAAAAACAGUUGUAUUAGAUAAUUAUACAGAAAUUUUCAAGGAUGAAAUCGAAAAAGUAGCCAAAAUAAAGGUUAAAGUAAUCAAUGAAAAUACAUCCUUCAAAGAAAUUGUUAAAACUCUUGAAUCUGCAUCAGUUUUCGUUUGCGGACAUAUUAAAACAGCAGUUUUUGCUCCAUUUAUGCCAAAAGGAUCAACAUUCAUUGAAGUACCACCAGAUACAUCUAGCUGCGCUGUAGGAUCAGUUUGGAUUGCUAAACAAUCUUCAUUAAAACAUGAAUUUAUUAAAAACAGUUCACCUUGCAACUGCACUUACUACUAUUGCCAUCUUUCAGAUCAGGCAACAUAUAAUGGCAUCAAACUCAACGAUGUUGUCUCAAAAGUACAACAAAACAUGUAA
Trichomonas vaginalis G3 is the source of this 1434-nucleotide messenger RNA. RefSeq lists its product as uncharacterized. The transcript has a single exon. Bases 1 to 1434 code for a protein of 477 amino acids. The record is from RefSeq and is a predicted model, not a curated record. Lineage: Eukaryota; Parabasalia; Trichomonadida; Trichomonadidae.